Messenger RNA from Rotaria socialis, 1494 nucleotides. NCBI's taxonomy places the organism in Eukaryota, Metazoa, Rotifera, Eurotatoria, Philodinida, Philodinidae. The record is from the annotation of a GenBank genome assembly.
AUGGAUACUAACAUGGACAGUCCAUCAUUUGAUCAUCAGUCCGUUUAUGUUUCAUUUGAGGAACGACGGUGGUUGUUUAAACAACGUGCAAUUCAUGGCCUAGACAAAUUCAUAAAGCCAAUCGCUGAUUUUCAGAAAAUGAUUCGUGGAUACCAGCAAUUUUCUAUCGUACAAAAAUCAUCAUCCUCAAUGGUGGCAGCACCACAAUUGGCAGAUCAACAUCGUCUAUAUUAUCAAUCAGCAUUAAAUGGUAAUACAGAUAUUCAAAUUGAUCAAUUUCGUCGUCAUCAUCAACAAAUGUUUCAGUUAAUAUUUGCUGAUGCAUGUACAAAUGUAGAUUAUCGUAUAUUUAUUAUUAUAAUUGAAGGAUUUGUUUUCUAUUCGUCUACAACAGUGAAAGAAUAUAAGUCAUUAAUGAAGCAUGAAAUGAAUAAAUGUUUAUCCUCAUUUCAUUCAUUUAUAGAAACACGUGCUUCGAAAAUAAUAAAUCUUGGAUUAUUUCUAAGGAACUUAUCUCUUCCCUGUUAUACAAUUGUUCGGCCACAUAGUACUGACGUACUCUUUCAACUUUUACCCAAAGUACAUUAUCGUAUGAGUUCAAGGGAAAAAUAUAAUUCAAUAAUGGCUGUUGAUGAAUAUUCUAAACAUAUUAUUUCACCGGAAGAACUUCGUUUUAUUGACUAUAGCAUGAAUAUGAAAAAUAAACCUUUCGCGGGAUCAUUAAAUCAUACAAAACUAAAGUCUAAUCCAGCUAUUGCGGUGAAGCCUAAUGUAUUCUCUGGACGAACAUUGGGAUCGAUGCCAAGCUCUUUUCCUAUAUUACAUUCGCACGCAAUUAUAUAUCCAUAUGAUGAUAAUAAUGUAUAUGGUCAAAAGUAUCCUUCGUUCUGGAAGGGUAAUAAUUAUAAAAAUGAAAAUAGUAAAGCUUUAUUUGAAUCGAUUUCCAUUGACAAAACAUCAGCAGAAUAUUUAUUUGUGCAACGAGCGUUUCAUCAGACAGUUUCUGAUACGAACACUGAAAUUGCAUUUGUUGAACGUAUAGAAAAUCGUCAUCUAUGGGAAAAAUUUUGUUCACAUCGUUCAUAUAUGCAACGAAAAAAUGAUCCUGUAAAUCUAAACGAAACUUGGUUAUUUCACGGAACAAAGUCUGAUAAUCAUCAUCAAAUAAUGGCGCAUGGUUUUAAUCGUUCAUAUUGCAUGGAUUAUGUUUUAUAUGGUCGUGGAGUUUAUUUUAGUCGUUAUGCUGGUUAUUCAUCCGUUUAUAGUGAUCAUAAAGAAGUAUCGUUUCUUUUCCUAUGCCGUGUGCUUGUUGGUCAUCAUGUACGUGGCAAUAACGAUAUUCGUGUACCACCAAUGAUACCGACAUCAAAUGGAAAAUUAAUUCAAGCUGAUUCGACAACGGAUGAAAAAGAUCCAUUUAGUAUUGUUUGUACUUUUCAUGAUGAUCAGAAUUAUCCGGAAUAUAUUAUAACGUUUAUGGAUAAAAUAGCGUGA